GCGAACAGUUACACACUUCUUGAUCUGAAGUUCCACUCUGAACUGACGGGCAAUUAUCAGCACGUUAUUUCGUUUCAGGAAUGUUUUGUUUUUCUCGUUUAUGUAUGCACUUUAAAAUAAACCAAAACAAAGCCAUUACACUUAAUAUUUGGACGUUCGAAGUUUUGGUUGAGGAUUAAUCCAUACAUUUGUUUGAUUUAAGACAUUCCAUACAUUUUACCGAGUUACAGUCUUUACCAUGGCUGACGUGGGAUACGCAUAACGGACAUGGAGCAGUUCAUUCCGUGUCCAUGGCAAAUGAAAGGAAUUUGUUGUCUGAGCAGCAUCAUUUUGGAGAUGCAGAAACAGGAUGCUACAAAACGCGAGUCAUCAACGGGGAAUCGAGCAAUGACUGUCUAAUACCCUGAAGAUAAUGCUUAAGAUGCAGCCAGGACCUGCAAGGCGAGACUCGAUGAACUCACAGGCUCAUUGAACAGGCAGCCGUGGAUCCCUGCACAGUUGGCAGAACUGAUAGAGAAGCAAUCCUUGGAAGCAAUCUCAAAGUAAUCACAUCCAAGAAUGAGGAUCAAAUACACAAUUUCCUUCAUCUUUAUUGUGGCAAUAGUCAUCAUCGAAAAGGAAAACAACAUCAUCUCAAAGGUCUCUGAUAAGCUGACGCCAAAACAGACACCGCAAACUCCACUGCAGUACAAUGUCUCCGCACGCCCACACCUCCUGCCCAAACACAAUGGGUCCUCCUCCUCCUUCAACAAGCUGGACCUGGCCUUCCUGCACCUGAAGAGGCGUCUGGAGGACUUCUCUGAGCAGGCGGAGGGCCGUGGCGGCGGAAAGAAGCACAUCCUCCUCAUGGCCACCACCAGGACCGGCUCCUCCUUUGUGGGUGAGUUCUUCAACCAGCAGGGAGGCAACAUGUUCUACCUGUUCGAGCCGCUGUGGCACGUGGAGAAGAUGCUGACGCUGGAGACGGGGGGGACCAACGCCACAGCCUCGGCCAAAGCCUACCGCGACGUCCUCCAACAGCUGUUCCUGUGCGACUUCAGCCUGAUGGAGACCUUCAUCAGCCCCCUGCCAGUGGACCACGUCACGACCGCCCUCUUCCGCCGGGAGUCCAGCAGCUCGCUCUGCGAGGAACCGGUCUGCACGCCCUUCGUCAAGAAGGUCUUCGAGCGCUACCACUGCAAGAUCCGCCGCUGCGGGCCGCUCAACCUCACCCUGGCCUCCGAGUCGUGCCGGCAGAAGGAGCACCGGGCCAUCAAGACGGUGCGGGUCCGGCAGCUGGAGACCCUGCGGCCUCUGGUCGAGGACCCCCGCCUGGACGUUCGGUUCAUCCAGCUGGUGCGAGACCCGCGGGCCGUCCUGGCGUCCCGCAUGGUGGCCUUCUCCUCCAAGUACAAGAACUGGAAGAGGUGGGCGGUGGACGGCGAGGUGCCCAUCGAUGAUGACGAGGUGAGGAAGCUGAAGGGAAACUGCGAUAACAUCAGGGUGUCGGCGGAGGCGGGGCUGAAGCAGCCGGCCUGGCUACGGGGGCGCUACAUGCUAGUGCGCUAUGAGGACAUCGCCCGGUUCCCCAUGCAGAAAGCGGCUGAGAUGUACACCUUCGCCGGGAUCCCUUUCACUCCUCAGGUGAAGGAAUGGAUCCUUAAGAACACCCAGGCUUCCAAGGAGGCCAGCGGCGUGUACUCCACGCAGAAAAAUUCAUCGGAGCAGGUGGAGAAAUGGAGGUUCAGUAUACCCUUCAAACUGGCCCAAGUCGUACAGAACGUCUGUGGACCAACCAUGAAGCUGUUUGGUUACAAGUUUGUCAAUGAUGAGACAACACUGACCGACAAGACUAUCACUUUGCUGGAAGAAAAGAUGUUUAACUUCCAUUAACUUUUUUUUGUGUGUUUUAACAAGAUAAAACAAGAACAACCAAAACAUGGGAAGGGAAUGUGUUUUAUUAUAUUUAUUAUGUCGAGAAAGGAAAGCCGUCGUAGGACUUGCAGUAUGGACCUCCGUCAGGGCCGGAACUCCAGGGUCUGUGUUUUUUACACUUGAAUCACUUGAAGACUCAACAUUCAUUAAAGGGGAGGCGACUCCAAAGAGCAACUGACAGCAGAGCCGACCUGAUUUAGCUUGUGAAUUAUUUUACAUCAAGGCUGAGUUAUGCUGCCAUCAAGCUUUUAUUAUGAAAGUUGAAGGUAAAAGAGUUUUAUUGAGAUUGAUGGUGUCCUUCACCGGCAGUGCAAAACACACUGAGCAUAUUAAUAAUGGAUGGCAAUAAUUGUGCUUUUGAUGAAAGCUUGAUGUGGUUUUAGUGCUUUUCUCCUGCAGUUUGUCACACAUCUACCUGCUGUUGGCCUCUCCUCUUUCUAUGAUGACAUGAGGAAACCUGACCAACAUAAGAUGGAAGUGUUGGGCUUUUUGUUUUGGGUGGGGGAGGGGGUUUGACUAAAAGUCAAAUCUCAAUAUCUUGACACCUUUAGGACAGAAAUAUAAAUCACUGUACAUAUAACCACAUCAUUGUUUUGUCAUAUUCUCGGAUUACCUGCAUUUCGUAGGAGAUACCGCCACUUCAGAUGGCGAAUCAGAAAUUAUGUUUGCCUCGAGGUGUUUGAUGUAAGGCUUUCAAGAUUUGAGACUGCUGACCUGCCAAUUAAUUUUCUGCAUUGAUCUAAGUUCUCUUAUGUCACGGCUCUGCAGAAAUACCCGGGUCAGUGUCAGUUUUCUCAAGUCCAAACCUGUGCCUCACCACAUUUUUGGCCAUUACAUCAUCAUCAUUUGGCAAGCUAACUUGUCUACAUUUCUAAUUUAUUGACUCACAUUUUUCAAGUGACUCAUGGGGCAUGGUAUUUCAUUACAUGUCUCCGGUUAAGCCUGCCCCAUUAGAAUUUGAUAAAGUAGCCUGAUACUGACAGGGAUUCAUUUGAUAGGGACACUUUAGACCGUUUCUAAGGCCAGGUGAAUUAAACCUGAUUAGCACACCUGAGAUUCAUUCACACAAUAGCUUCAAAAUGCCAUUCUUUAUUUUUACCUAUUCAAUGUUGUUUGUCUUUUAAUUUUUAUAAUGUUAUAUCUUAAGUGUGCACUCAUUUAUACCAGUUUAUCGGGUUUAAAUUAUAUGUCACCCACCUCUAAUUGGGCCCUAAUUACAUUUGUAUUUUUAUGCCAAGAUAAUUAAUGAACAAAUUAGUGAUGCUGCUUAGAUUCCCAAGAUAAGGCUUGGAAUUAAAACACAUGCCCAAGAAAAUUAAUACUUUGGAGAUUUGCUCAGUGUCUAAAUAAAAUAUUUAAAAGUAUAUAUUUUUAAAGAAACAGAGACCUCAAUGAUAGCUACUGUCAAUUCAGCCUUUCUAUGGAAAGUCUUGUGGGUACAGGGCAGUUUAUUUUUGAUAACUUAUUUAAGGCCUUUUUGGAAGGGGAGAGGGACAGUUGGGGAAUGAAAAACAGGUUUCCAACCAAAGUUUUAUAUCAUUGCGCAGACACUGUCGAGAGAUUCUCUAGCUGUACUUUCGUAAUCCUUUAUGGACUUGCGUGUCCCUGUGUGUGUGUGUUGUGUUGUGUUGUGUUCAAUGGAAUGUACAGUAGUGAUGUAUGUAUGUGUUGAAUGGAGAUAACAGUAGUGGUAAUGUGUUGAGCUCUGGGAGGAAACUCAUUUCUGUAGAACAGAUGUUUAAAAUAGUAGAGUGUACAGUAGACUUCCAGUCUGCAGCUGGUUUGCAGCAGUUGUUUGUUUGUGUUUGUUUUUCAGCUCACAGAAUCUCUUGACUAGUGUCAACUGACCGAACAAUUGGGUUUAUGUCCUCAAUUUGUAUUUAUGAUUUUCCAUAGUUCGAGAAUCUAUAGUUUUUUAUGGAGGUGUGAACUAUCAUAGUGAACUGCUUGGAAAUGCAUUGUACAAGUAAAUUAAACAGUUUUAAGUUUUUAACUAUGGGCAUAUUUUGUUUGUUUAAUGUCUGUGUCUUUUUUUAAAACACCAUGUUAUUUAAUCAAAGGAUGUUUUUUAUUCACAUGGUAUGCUUACUGAUGAUGUUCUUCCAUUAUGGAUUUGAAUUUGGAAAAGAAGCUGUUCUCGUGAUGUACUUCAGGAGGAAUCCAGGUGGACUUUAUGCACAAAGAGUGAUCCUGUGUGAUGAGAGCUUAUUCAUCUGGAUGUCAGAGGCCAGAGGGUGAUGGCCAAUAAGCUCAUGGAAUAUUCUAGAAAAAAAAAAGGAUUCCAGUACACACCUGGAUAUUAUAAUGUUGCCUUAAGCUGAUGUUACAGACCUGUCAUUCAAUAAAUGCUGUCUUUUGGUAGUAAA
Messenger RNA from Conger conger (European conger), 4280 nucleotides. RefSeq names its product carbohydrate sulfotransferase 3-like. The transcript is spliced from 3 exons. The coding region runs from base 559 to 1872 and encodes 437 amino acids. Gene Ontology annotation, cellular component: Golgi membrane. The record is from RefSeq and is a predicted model, not a curated record. Lineage: Eukaryota; Metazoa; Chordata; Actinopteri; Anguilliformes; Congridae. Gene Ontology annotation, biological process: N-acetylglucosamine metabolic process; carbohydrate metabolic process. Gene Ontology annotation, molecular function: chondroitin 6-sulfotransferase activity; N-acetylglucosamine 6-O-sulfotransferase activity.